This is a messenger RNA of Jatropha curcas, 1321 nucleotides long. RefSeq lists its product as uncharacterized. Gene Ontology annotation, biological process: nuclear polyadenylation-dependent rRNA catabolic process; nuclear-transcribed mRNA catabolic process, deadenylation-dependent decay; exonucleolytic trimming to generate mature 3'-end of 5.8S rRNA from tricistronic rRNA transcript (SSU-rRNA, 5.8S rRNA, LSU-rRNA). Gene Ontology annotation, cellular component: nuclear exosome (RNase complex); cytoplasmic exosome (RNase complex). The record is from RefSeq and is a predicted model, not a curated record. Gene Ontology annotation, molecular function: RNA binding. NCBI's taxonomy places the organism in Eukaryota, Viridiplantae, Streptophyta, Magnoliopsida, Malpighiales, Euphorbiaceae.
CCCACAUAUAUUCAGCUCCUCUGCCUCCAAAUUCCCUCCUAAUUUCCGUCGCCAUUUGUCGUCCGGUGCUGAGUUUAUAAGAAUGGAAGCUAAACCCUCAAGUUCGCCGACGAGCCUUGUCGAUAAGUUAGUUGUGCCAGGAGAUGUGGUUAUUGAUCUUUCCACCAUGAGUAACCAGACUAUCAAGCUCGGUGGCGGUCUGCGUCAGGACUGUGAUGCUAUCUCUGUCACGAAGUCUGGAAAAUUGAGGUUCUCGAAGCCAAAUAAAUAUUGGGUGGAAGGCUCCCAGAAAAGGUAUGUGCCUUGUGCAGAGGAUAGUGUCCUUGGAAUCGUGGUCGACUCCAAAGCAGAAAACUUUCUUGUGGACAUAAAAGGACCUACCUUGGCAUUUUUGCCUGUGCUUGCAUUUGAAGGAGGCACAAGGAGAAACAUACCAAAAUUCGAGGUCGGUACGUUGCUUUAUGUUCGGGUUGUGAAGGCAAAUCCUGGAAUGAAUCCCGAGUUAUCAUGCACUGAUGCCAGUGGGAAAGCAGCAGAAUUUGGUGUCCUCAAAGAUGGCUACAUGUUUGAAUGCUCAACUGGUCUGUCAAGAAUGUUGUUGAGCUCACCAACAUGUCCAGUUCUUGAGGCUCUUGGCAAUAAGCUCUCCUUUGAGAUAGCAGUUGGCUUAAAUGGCCGCGUUUGGGUGAACGCCACCUCUCCUUCAACAGUGAUUAUUGUUGCAAAUGCAAUAAUGAACUCAGAAACAUUGAGUGGGGUGCAACAGAAAAUUAUGGUGGAGAAACUGCUGCAGAAAAUCCAAACAUAAAUGGAAACCAAUCAACACUGGAUCAACUCAGUCGACCAUCUUUGAUUAAAUGUAGAAGUUUGAAAACACAGCAAAAUUCGACAGCUACCAGCUCACGCCUUCUGAUUGCCUCCGAAAGGCACGACACCAAGUUUGCAGGUAGAAAGGGGUAUUUAGGAUGAUUCUUGGAAAUGGGCAAUAGCCCCUUUGAGUGUAGAAGUAGAACUAUUGAGGACAAGGAUGCCCUUUGGAACCAAUUUUGUCAAUUUUACCUAAGCUUUUGCUGCAAUUACUUGUUAAAUGAUGCAGAUGAUGUGCAAAGACCUUAAAUGCCAACUGUUCUUAUGCUUCUAGUGAUAUGUCUAGUGCAAUUAAUGGUGGAUGUGAUUUAUUAAAUACAAGAUGUAGGAUUUUAGUACUAUCAUUUAAUUCUUUGUUGUUGAACAAUCCUGUCUUGGUGAUCUAAGUGAACAGCUAAUGUGUCUAUGUAUACACAUAAUUAAUCAACUAUGAUAAUUUCAAAUUUUAACCUAA